Messenger RNA from Prorocentrum cordatum, 176 nucleotides. The record is from the annotation of a GenBank genome assembly. NCBI's taxonomy places the organism in Eukaryota, Dinophyceae, Prorocentrales, Prorocentraceae.
GACGGGGCCCGAUGGCGGCGCUGCCCGAGCGGUACGUCUGCACCGCCUGCGGCGUGUGCGCCGCCACCUCCGAGGGCCUCCUGGAGGCGAGGGAGGACGUGCUGGCGUUCGGGCAGCUGCGGGUGCCCGAGGACGCCCAGGGCAGCAAGACGAUAGCGUGCCCUUGGUGCGAGCAG